Messenger RNA from Nannospalax galili (Upper Galilee mountains blind mole rat), 1560 nucleotides. RefSeq names its product synaptotagmin-17. The annotation marks the transcript as partial. The transcript has 3 exons. Gene Ontology annotation, molecular function: clathrin binding; syntaxin binding; phosphatidylserine binding. Gene Ontology annotation, biological process: cellular response to calcium ion; regulation of dopamine secretion; calcium-ion regulated exocytosis. Gene Ontology annotation, cellular component: membrane. The record is from RefSeq and is a predicted model, not a curated record. Lineage: Eukaryota; Metazoa; Chordata; Mammalia; Rodentia; Spalacidae.
AAUGAAGUGGAGCUGGGGGAGCUGCUUCUGUCUCUAAAUUAUCUCCCCAGCGCUGGGAGACUAAACGUUGACAUCAUUCGAGCCAAGCAACUACUGCAGACAGAUGUGAGCCAAGGUUCAGAUCCAUUUGUGAAAAUCCAGUUGGUCCAUGGACUCAAACUUGUGAAGACCAAGAAGACAUCCUUCUUACGAGGCACAAUUGAUCCUUUCUACAACGAAUCCUUCAGUUUCAAAGUUCCCCAAGAAGAAUUGGAAAAUGCCAGCUUAGUGUUCACGGUGUUUGGUCACAACAUGAAGAGCAGCAACGACUUCAUUGGGAGGAUUGUCAUCGGCCAGUAUUCCUCCGGCCCUUCUGAGUCCAACCACUGGCGGAGGAUGCUGAACACCCACCGCACGGCUGUGGAGCAGUGGCACAGUCUGAGGUCCCGAGCCGAGUGUGACCGUGUGUCUCCUGCCUCCCUGGAGGUGACCUGAGUGCCAUGGGGAAGACAGCCUUCCUUGUUAAAAAAGAGGAAAGAAAAGAAUCAUAUACCUAUUGGACCCACAUGUACAUAAACUUUUCACACACAUGCACGUGUAUACACAAGUCCUCUCGGCUCUGAGAGCAAAAUGACAGUUGAUCACAAAAGCCACCCUCACUGGGGGAGGCCUGAGAAGUUUCCAGAAACUCCAUUCCAUCUGUAGAUCACAAGCCAAGCGGGUCAGCCAUGGGACUCCUUGGUUGUGCCUGCUUCUUUGUAUUCCUGUCCCUAAAUGCAUUUUUAACCCUCAGGCCAGGGAAAGGGGACUUCCCCAAAGAAGUCAGACUUUGAGACCCAAUUUACCCCAAGUUUGGCCAGUGUGUGGGGGGCCUGACCCCGUUCCAAAAACACACACCCACUGGGAAACUUCUGAAUAGGCUUGUGCUCCCUGCGGCUCUCCAACCUGAGACCUUUCUCCAAAGGUGUAUUUUUGUCCUGUCCUUAGUAAAUGUGAUGCAUAGAUUAGACUCCUUGGAGAGCCCAAACGGCAACAGAAGAAAACAAUUCAGCAUCAGAAACUUGUCCUUGUGUUAGGAUAUUCCAGGGACUUCCCGUCGGGGUGUAGGUGUAUGUUUAUGUGUAUGUGCCUCACGGUGCCUCACAGGUGAGCACACGUGUGCCUACAUGUCCUGUAGAGACUUCUGUCCUGAGAGCUCCCUUAUCUCCACCUCUCAUCAACUGAGAGUUCACCCCAUGUCCUCCAAUCUCUGAGACUCCAUCUCAGCAGUGAGAAUGUGUGUAUGUCCUGUAAGUAAGAUACAGUGAGGCAAAAGCAACUUUAUUUUCACUGGAUGGUGAUGAUUAAGACCUAUCAGGGGGUCUGACGCUUGGCGCCACAUCCCUCCUUGAUGACCUCCCCCACCCAUACUCCCAGGAUCUCUCUGUGUGAACACCAGUCAUGUCUCCUGUGCUAAGGCUUUAGUGUAGUUAGAAUAGAUCUCUUUCCUUGUUGGAAGUGUCUGUAUCUUUCUCCACAGCAUAAUGUCUUCUGUGACAGGGAGUUCUUUGUUGAAAUUAAAGAUUAUUUAUUUGUGCCCUG